This is a messenger RNA of Spathaspora passalidarum NRRL Y-27907, 399 nucleotides long. It is a transcript of the gene TEN1, whose product is annotated as Ten1p. The coding region runs from base 1 to 399 and encodes 132 amino acids. Gene Ontology annotation, cellular component: CST complex. Gene Ontology annotation, molecular function: single-stranded telomeric DNA binding. The record is from RefSeq and is a predicted model, not a curated record. Gene Ontology annotation, biological process: telomere capping. The transcript has a single exon. NCBI's taxonomy places the organism in Eukaryota, Fungi, Ascomycota, Pichiomycetes, Serinales, Debaryomycetaceae.
AUGACAAGGUUAAUAUUAGAACCAGGAUCUUUAUCAAGUCUAUAUCCUGAUGCAUCAGUUUCACAAAAUUAUCGAGUUCGAAUAAUAGCACAGGUAUUGGAAUAUCAUCCAGACAACGCGACACUAACGCUCAUACAAGUACCUACAUUAAACUCAAGCGACUCUUCCACUAUAACAAUAAACAUUUUUGAGCAAUUGGGUGAUAUAUCAGGCGAUGUAAUUAGAAAAGGAACAGUUGUUAAUCUUGAAGGAUUUUAUGAUGGUAAUACCGUGAUUGUUAUUGAUAUUUAUCCUAUAAAUGGAGCACAUCUAAAUGUGGAAAAUUUGGAAACGAUACAAAGUUUGAAUAAUUUACCUAGCUUCUACCAUGAUUCGGGACUGAGGCCUAAUGCUAGGUAG